This is a messenger RNA of Brassica napus (rape), 1579 nucleotides long. RefSeq lists its product as uncharacterized. NCBI's taxonomy places the organism in Eukaryota, Viridiplantae, Streptophyta, Magnoliopsida, Brassicales, Brassicaceae. The transcript has 2 exons. The coding region runs from base 93 to 716 and encodes 207 amino acids. The record is from RefSeq and is a predicted model, not a curated record.
AGUAUAAAAAAGAAUAGGAACAAAUGUAUUCCCAAUUGGGGAAUAAACCCUAAAAAAUAGGACGGUGACCAGUCACUACUCUCCCAACGAAGAUGAAUCAGAUGAGAGCAACGUUGAUGAAGAAGAUGCGGAGGACGGCGAUGAAUCAGGUGCCUCUCGCCAAUUUCCGUGGGAGAGGUUUCUCAUCAGGCUCGACUGGUUCUUCAAAAUCGGAUACUGCUGAUCCUGUGACCUGGUUCAAGGUUUUCAGGGGGGUUGCAUCCCGGUUCCUCUUCAAUCGCCUCGUGAGCCGUUGCGAGAACAAUCCGGUGACUGCAAGGAGGCUGUGCUCGUUUGUCAAUAAGACGGAGGGUUGGAAGGCAAGUCUCAACAACUACUCUUCUGGGAGUGGUGGGAGCAAGAUGGUUGAGUUUCUUUCGCAGGACAAAUCCAUGGUGAGGAGCGCGUGCCAGGUGUUCUGUAACACGUACACGGGAACCUUUGUUGCUACUGCUUUAGCCCUCGGAUGGCUUGGUUUUAACCAAUCCGUCCGUGUCUUUGAUAAAAAGGAGGCUGAAGAGAGUGUAGAACGUGUGGAUGCGAGGUUGAGUGGCCUGAGCCGAAAGGUUGAUGUGCUCGAUCAUGAGUGGCAUAUGGCCAAGCUUUACGCUGUGCAGCAGAUGGUCAGUACAGAAUGCAAUGCUUUUGUUUCUUCCCUUGGUAUUAUAUUUUCCUAAACUUAUUAAUGUCCUUUUAUUUUCGGAAUGCACUACAUCGUGAAUGUUAACCAAACAUUCCUAAUAUUAAGUUCGUAGAAAGAUAAUAUAGUUUACCAUGACAAUAUAUCUCGUAUAAUUUGGAUCAAGAAAACGAUUUUUCUAAUGAUUUGGUUAGUCUUUUAAUUAAAAUAGAAUAAAAGUUAACAGUAAAUGGAAAAUAUAUCAUCUCUUCCAUUUGAAUAUUUAUUCCAUCAAAAUACUGUUAGAAUUUGUAGAUAUAUAGAACAAGAAACUAAACAAAGUUAGUAUCGAACUCGUAUUUCUUAAUUUUCGAAAUAUAGAAACAAGAUUUAGAUUAGUUUUUUUUUAUUUAUUUUAUUCUUUUUGAAGAUUUUAAGUUACUAUUUAUUUGCGUUUUAUAAAGGUUCUUCAAAUUUAGGUAUAACGUAAUACAAUUAUGACUCGACUCCAGAUAAAACAUAAAUGAUUAUGCAGCAGCUAGGUCACUAUAGUAUAGAACUUCUGUUCCCACGUCUUUCUUGGUACUACUAACCUAUUGGAUUUCUUUUUUUUUUUUUUUUUUUUUUUUAAAUUAUUGCUUUUUUCCCUAUACCACGUCCUACACGUGGGCACUUUACCCGAUAUCCGAAGCCGCAUCCAAACCAGAUCCGAAAAAUCCGAACAUAAAUCCAAACCGAAGUAGCAAAAUUUUCGAAUGGGUAUUAAAUUAGGAAAUGUUGGAUAUCCGAACCCGAACGGGUAAUAUCUGAACCCGAAUAGAUAUCUGAAGAUAACCCAACAUAUGUAUAAUUAACCUUAUAUUUCUAGUUUACAUCUAUCAUUUUAUAUAAAAUAUUUAUAUUGAUACUACACAUACUUUA